AUUAGUUUGUCAUUAGACACCGAAUUAAACAGAUAGUUGUGUCAGUAAAAAGCACGAGCCAACCGAGCGAAGUGUAUAUAUACUCAGUUAGGUAAAGUUAAAUUACAGAGGUAAAGUUCGUUGCAUGGUCGUUGGUUCGAUAUUGUGUAUUCGUCGCAUCGGUAAUUACAGUGAAAAUAUUGUGAAAGUAUAAGGUUUGCAUUGUCAGAAACAAACGAAAGAUCGGAAUAUUAAACAGCUACACCGCCACACAGUUCAAUAUAAAGUUCAAGUGUCGGUAAGAUAAGUGAAAUCGAAUAGUAGAUAAGACGCGAAAAUAAACACCAGCCAUGGAUAACGAACAGGAGAGUGCAAACAGUCCAUCAAUAACCGUUUACUGGUUGAACGCAAGUCGCGCUGAUCGCAUAUUGUUCUUGCUAGAAGAGUUGGAAAUACCAUACACCAUUGAAAAGUUCGAUCGUGGAUCGGAUAAACUUGCACCGGCCGAUCUGAAAAAGAUUCAUCCUCUGGGUAAAAGUCCCGUCAUCAAAGAUGGUGAUCGAGUUGUUGCAGAAUCGGGUUUCAUCAUCGAUUAUCUUAUUACCAAAUAUGGUCAGGGCAAACAGUUGAAGCCGAAUAAUGAGGAUGAUUUGUUUCAGUACAAUUAUUUCCUACAUUACAUCGAAGGUACCCUGAUGCCGAUACUUGUGAUGAAAUUCAUCUUCAUGAAUCUGCAGAAAAUGUCUCCCUGGAUCAUCAAACCCAUCGUCAACGGCAUUUGUAAUAAAAUUGACGGACUAUAUUUGGGACCGAAUAUGCGAACGCAUUUAGAUUUUCUCGAAGGAGAACUAAAACAACGGACAUGGUUAGCUGGUGAACAAUUUUCGGGUGCUGAUAUUCAAGCAAGCUUUGCUGUUGAAAUGCUGGUGAAAAGAUCAGGAAUAUCCGGUACAGACAAGCCACAGUUGGCACAAUAUGUAAAUAGGAUGUGUGAACGACCGGCCUAUAAACGUGCAAUGGAAAAAGUCGGGAAAACUUCAAUGGCUGAUAAUUGAAUUCCCUGCACAGCGAACGUUAUCCCUGCACACUUGCAACAGUUAGACUAACCUGAAAGAUAAAUAUUUUGCAGCACUUUUUCAACUGAGGUGGAAAAUAAACAUUUUUGUAAACGAAAAAGGUCGAAUUUUUAAUGCUCUCUCGUCGGUUUUGUUGGUAACCUUUUAAGAUCGAUAGCUUUUUCGGGUAUACGGGCUUUUGAAGCGUACAAACAAAUUUCUAUCUACCACUGUAAAAUGCAGCAAUGAAUUUUCCAUCCUUAAUGAUUUUCAAAUGGAAUUUCGGUUCAACUCC
This is a messenger RNA of Bradysia coprophila, 1329 nucleotides long. RefSeq lists its product as uncharacterized. The record is from RefSeq and is a predicted model, not a curated record. Lineage: Eukaryota; Metazoa; Arthropoda; Insecta; Diptera; Sciaridae.